AUGUCCGUUCUCCGUGCUCAUGACCAAGACAUGCAGAGGGUGGACUCGCCGCGGUCAAAGUGGACGGGCGAGGCAGCUGGUGAGGCCGAGGGCCCGACGAUCUUGCCCAGGAGCGUGAUCACUCUGCUGGACCUGGUUGAGGAGUACAAGUCAAAGGGUCAGGAGGUCUUCGCAAAGAUUUCUGACUACGUGGCAACAAUGGAGCCCAGCGACCUCCAGGUGGCAGGCCGAGUUCUCAUGGACACUUUGCUCCAGGCAGACUUGGCCGAGUCCCACCAUCGCCUCCGCACAAUUAAACAGGCGGUCUCUGAGGAGGACGACUCUGCCAACGACCUGGCCAGCCUUACGUUCAAAGGGCUGAUGAAGAGAUUGGUUGGACAGGGCGUGAAGCCUGAAGCGAUCCGUGAGGCCUUGAGCAACCAGAAGAUCGAGCUGGUGCUCACUGCCCACCCUACCGAGGCCCAAAGGCGAAGUGCAUUGAAGAAACACGAGGACAUGUUGGGCUACCUGAAGAGCUAUGAUGGCAAGGACACGCUUACACCAGGGCAGCUGCAGGGCCUGGAUGACAACAUCAAGGCCGUGCAGUGGAGCUGCUGGCGCACCAACACCGUGCGACGCACUAGGCCCACGCCGGAGGGGGAAGCUCGCAAUGGGAUGCUGGUCAUCGAGGAUACGGUGUGGAAGGCACUGCCUGAGUACUACCGCCGCAUUGAUCGUUGCUUGAGGCGCAUUGGUCAGCCUCCCUUGCCCUAUGGAGCGUCGCUUUUCAAGAUGAGCAGUUGGAUGGGUGGUGAUCGCGAUGGGAACCCCAAUGUGACUUGGCAAACGACGAAGCAGGUCGUCACCUUGCUGCGCUGGCGCAUUGUGGAGCUCUACUACCAGGAAGUGGAUGAGCUCCUCUAUGAGCUCAGCAUGACCGGUGAGACUUCAGAGGAGCUCCAGAGGGAGAUCGAGGCAGUGAGCAGCAUGUGGUCCGCUGAGACGGUCCCCGGGGGCAAGGUCUGCCGUCCAGACGCUCGCAGCGGUGUGCACUGGAACUUCCACACAGGCGUGGCCGCGGACGAGCCUUACCGAAGGCUUCUGAUGGCCCUCCGAAGGCGUUGCUGGCGGACCAAGAAGACCAUGGAGGCCAUGUACAUGGACAGCCCAGUUGAGCCCGACUUCGAGAAGGAGGUCAUCACCUCUGUGGACGAACUGGCUCGGCCGUUGGAGAUCAUCUACCGCUCCCUUGUGGAAGGUGGCGAUGAGGUCGUGGCCAAUGGCCGGCUUUUGAAUCUCAUCCGCCGAGUGCGCACCUUCGGCAUCAGCAUGGCCUGCUUGGAUGUGCGUCAGGAGUCGGACCGCCACUCGGAGGCUUUGGAUGCCUUAACCACCUACCUUGGCCUCGGCUCCUACACAUCUUGGACGGAGCAGCAGAAGUGCGACUGGCUUGUGAAGGAGAUCGAGUCCAAGAGACCCCUGCUUCCUGAAGACCUGCCCUGCAGUGACAUUGUCAAGGAAGUCAUUGCUACUUACAAGACAAUCGCAGAGUUGCCUAUUGAGGCCUUGGGCGCCUACUGCAUCUCAAUGUCGCGGGCCACCUCCGAUGUCCUGGCUGUGUGCCUGUUGCAGAAGAUCGGAGGCGUCAAGAAGUUCAUGCGCGUGAGCCCGCUCUUCGAGACCCGGGACGAUCUGAUCAAUGCCCCGAAGGUGAUUGAUGCUGCCUUCAGCGUGCCGUGGUACAAACAGCACAUUCAGGGCAAGCAGGAGGUGAUGCUGGGCUACUCCGACUCUGUGAAGGAUGCCGGCAAGUUUGCUUCGACCUGGGAGCUGCACGUGGCCAUGGAGAAGAUCCUAGAGGUGGGCAAGAAGCAUGGCGUCGAUGUCACUUUCUUCCACGGCCGGGGCGGCUCCAUCGGACGUGGAGGCGGACCGCCCCACCUCACUCUUUUGGCUCAGCCGGAGGGAUCCUUGGCACGUGGCCACCUGCGCCUGACCAUCCAGGGAGAGACAAUUGGCCGGCACUUCGCCAGCGCCGAGGUGGCAGAAAGGACUUUGGAGCGGUACGCAACGGCUGUGCUCAGGCACACCGUGACGCCUCCUCCGCUCCCUAGCCCGGAGUUCCGAGCAGCCAUGCAGGAGCUGGCAGAUAUUUCUGCGGCAGAGUACCAGAAGACGGUCUUCAAGAGCGAGAACGACAUUUUCGUGCGCUUCUUCCACACUUACACUCCCACCUCUGAGCUGGGGCAGAUGAACAUCGGCAGCCGGCCCGCCAAGCGCCGCAACUACGGCGGCAUUGACACGCUCCGGGCCAUCCCGUGGAUCUUCGCCUGGACCCAGACCCGUUUGCUGCUCCCUGUGUGGCUCGGCAACGGCUUGGCGCUGCAGAAGUACAUCGAUGACGGGAAGCUCCCCCUGCUGCAGAAGAUGUACAAAGAGUGGCCGAUGUUCCAGUCGAUGAUGGACCUGAUUGACAUUGAGCUUGGAAAGGCGCAGCCUGACCUGGCCAAGCACUAUGAGGCCAAGACUGUGAAGGAUGAGGACUUGAAGCAGCUUGGACAACACCUCCGCAAUGGCCUCCAGCAGGCCAUCACCAACGUUCUUCUAAUCAAGGGCAGUGACAAGCUGCUGACCAAAGAUCCCGUG
This is a messenger RNA of Symbiodinium pilosum, 2625 nucleotides long. NCBI's taxonomy places the organism in Eukaryota, Dinophyceae, Suessiales, Symbiodiniaceae. The record is from the annotation of a GenBank genome assembly.